GACGUCACGUUUCCUGGGCAACUACAGUAGUGCAUGAGCCUGGGUAUAAAUCAGGACUGCUAAGGACGACAUUCGUACGGACAUUGCAGCAUCUGUAGAAGGUUCACCACCCAUUAUCUAUAAUUUGCAACAAUGUCAGACCUCUGCGUUGGGAUCAAUGGAUUUGGCCGCAUUGGCCGUCUGGUGCUCAGGGCUUGUCUCCAGAAGGGAAUCAAAGUCACUGCUAUUAAUGACCCCUUCAUUGACCUGCAGUAUAUGGUCUACAUGUUCAAGUACGAUUCCACACAUGGACGUUACCAUGGCGAUGUGCGCGCAGAAGAUGGAAAGCUGGUUGUCGACAGCAAUGUCAUCUCCGUCUUUCAGUGCAUGAAGCCAGCUGAGAUCCCCUGGGGAGAUGCGGGUGCACUGUAUGUUGUAGAGUCCACUGGAGUCUUCCUCAGCAUCGAUAAAGCCUCUACUCACCUGCAGGGUGGUGCUAAGCGGGUUGUUGUAUCUGCCCCUUCCCCUGAUGCCCCAAUGUUUGUUAUGGGAGUCAAUGAGGACAAGUAUGACCCCUCUAGUAUGACCAUCGUUAGCAAUGCCUCUUGUACCACCAACUGCUUGGCUCCCCUGGCCAAGGUCAUCCAUGACAACUUCGGCAUUGAGGAGGCACUUAUGACCACAGUCCACGCUUACACAGCCACCCAGAAGACCGUGGAUGGACCCUCUGCCAAGGCAUGGCGCGAUGGGCGUGGUGCACACCAGAACAUUAUCCCAGCAUCCACUGGGGCUGCUAAAGCUGUUGGAAAGGUUAUUCCGGAACUCAAUGGCAAGCUGACAGGAAUGGCCUUCAGGGUACCGGUGGCCGAUGUGUCUGUGGUGGACCUCACCUGCCGCCUCUCUCGUCCUGCCAGCUAUGGAGAGAUUAAGGAGGCAGUCAAGAAGGCUGCCCAUGGCCCCAUGAAGGGAGUGCUGGGAUACACAGAGGACUCGGUUGUUUCUUCUGAUUUUAUUGGAGAUACCCAUUCUUCUAUCUUUGAUGCCGGCGCGGGUAUCUCCCUCAAUGACAACUUUGUCAAACUCAUUUCUUGGUAUGACAAUGAGUAUGGCUACAGCAAUCGUGUGGCUGACCUUUUGAUAUACAUGCAUUCCAAGGAGUAAGCUUGUCCUAAAAACACAGAAGCUUGAAAAGGAACCCCAUUCUCACAAACCAAGUCUAAUCAUAGUCACGUUCUGCUUCCACAAGGCAAAUUAAUCUGUGUAGUAGUCUGUGUGAACGAGUAUUUGUCUUUUAACAAGUCUGUGAGAAUUUUUUUGGCCUGACAGUAUUGUUUAUUGCGAUGCUCCAGAGCAUUGUCAUAGAUGUUUCCAUAGCGGGUACAACCAUUUAAUAUUGAUGUUAAAUUAAAAUGAAUAUAGGAAAAGAAUAACUAAGCUAUAGUUUAAGAAUAUAAUGAGUGUAACAUGAAAUGUAUACUGUAUCUUAAUUAUAUACAUGCUAUAAAACUACAACUAUAUAGCACACAAUGGUGUUAUCAUUCAAGAAUCAAAUUUGUUGCAUGCCUGAAUAUAAUGGUGCGCCAGCAGUGAAAUGAAAUUACUGGUACUCCAGUCUGUGCAAUAAACAAGAUAGAACAAUAACCAAA
Brienomyrus brachyistius is the source of this 1625-nucleotide messenger RNA. Its product is annotated as glyceraldehyde-3-phosphate dehydrogenase 2. Bases 133 to 1140 code for a protein of 335 amino acids. Gene Ontology annotation, biological process: glucose metabolic process. The transcript is spliced from 11 exons. Lineage: Eukaryota; Metazoa; Chordata; Actinopteri; Osteoglossiformes; Mormyridae. The record is from RefSeq and is a predicted model, not a curated record. Gene Ontology annotation, molecular function: NAD binding; oxidoreductase activity, acting on the aldehyde or oxo group of donors, NAD or NADP as acceptor; NADP binding.